AUGCCAUACAAAUCCACAUCCCAUUUACUCCCCAUACCGUCCACUGUCCGUCCGUUUCAGGAUAUGAAUGCCUCUCAAAGGGACAAACGGCUGGACAGUCAGAACAACUGCACGUGUGUUAGGAGUUCCGGAUCGUUCGGCUCCACAGUUAUAAAGCCGUUGUGCGGUAACUAUGGGGCCGAACACUGUUCGCCCGACCGGUGGGUUGAGUCAAUCGGCACCAAAAACCCGUCACCUUUUCAGAUCAACUUUCACAUAACGACCGAUGAGACUAUCGAUGGACACAAACCAAUGAAUCAAACGCCGUGGUCUUGUAAAGCAGCACCCAUUGGGUACUCCAAUCAGCCCUGUAGUUGUGCCGACUGUCCAGCCGUCUGUCCCUUUCAAAAGCAUUCGUAUCCCGAACCGGAUAUUCAAUGGACGGUAUGGGGAGUGAAUGGGAUGUGGAUUUUAGCCAUCGGUCUGUCGGUGGGAAUAGUGACGAGUUUUGUUGCGAUGACAGAUCCCGUGAGUCUGUGGUCGACCCCUACCUCUCGGGCCCGCAAUGAGAAGGACUUCUUCGACCAAAACUUCAGUCCUUUCUAUAGAACUCAACAAAUCAUUGUUCGGCCGAAGAAUGAGACACUCGUCACACAUCCCGACCCUAAGAACGAGUCCAUUGUCUAUACGUUUGGACCGGUAUUUGAAAAGCAAUUCCUAUUACAAGUGCUUGACUUACAGCUUAAAGUCAUGAAUAUAUCGGUGAGAGUGGACGGGGAGGAAGUGGUGUUGAGUGACCUGUGCUUCGAUCCCAUGAAGAAUAAGAUGUGUGCCGUUCAGACACCUUUGGGUUGGUUUCAAAGCAAUGCCUUCCGACUCGACUAUAUCUACAAAAAGGACAAAUUGGAGUACAAUUACCUGGAUCACAUGCUCACAUAUUUUGAUGGCAUAUCGUGCGCCGGUAGGUUUGGGGGACCGAUGUUUCCCAACGUAGUGUUGGGUGACUUCGAUGAGUCUCAACCACUUCCCGAAGCAUACCUAACCUCCCGGUCUAUUGUCAUCACAUUUCUGCUCAACAAUAAUGUGGACGACAGUAAAAACAGGAAAGCCAUACAAUGGGAACAGGAGUUUCUCAAUCUAUUGCAUGGUUACAGUCAUCCGAAUCUAGAGAUUGUAUACUUUUCUGAGCGCUCACUUCAGGACGAGUUGGACCGACAAAGCAUAUCCAGUCUCACGACUGUUGCCAUCAGUUAUAGCGUUAUGUUUGUCUAUAUCUCCAUAACUUUGGGUCGUUUCACAACAUUUCGCAGACUUUUCAUUGACUCAAAGAUGGUUUUAGGGUUGAGUGGAGUCCUAAUAGUGUUACUAUCGGUCACCGCAUCCAUCGGUUUACUCAGCAUUUGUGGCGUUAAGUCAACGCUUAUUAUAGCAGAAGUGAUCCCUUUCCUCGUACUGGCCGUCGGAGUCGACAAUAUUUUCCUUUUGGUUCAACACUUUCAGCGCCAGUCGUUUGGCACAGAAGUGUCUGUUGAGGAACGGGUGGCCGAAGUGCUGGAGAGUGUCGGGCCGUCUAUACUGCAGGCCGUGGUGUCCGAGUCGUCGUGUUUCCUGUUGGGAGCCCUGACUCCUAUGCCAGCCGUCAGAGUGUUUGCACUGAACGCCGGUUUAGCUCUUCUCAUGGCUUUCGUCCUUCAGAUGAUUGCUUUCAUACCAUUCCUCGUGUUCGACACAAACAGACAGUUAGACAACAGGUAUGAAGUGUUUUGUUGUGUCCGACAACACAAAAAACAGGAUAUGGAGAGCAAGGAUGACAAGGGAUUCCUCUAUCGAUUCUUUCAACACAUUUACGCACCGUUUCUGAUGAGGGAUUGGAUUCGUGUUUCAGUGAUAAGUCUAUUCAUCGGAUGGUUCUGUGCAUCGGUUGCGGUCAUCAGUGAACUGGACGUCGGUUUAGACCAACGACUGUCCGUUCCGUCCGAUUCCUAUGUAUUGCCAUAUUUUAACGCUCAGAUGAAUUCCCUGAGAGUGGGAGCGCCGGUAUAUUUCGUGGUUAAGGGUCCAUACGAUUACGACAACAAAUUCUAUCUUAUUGGAGGUGGCGCCGGGUGUUCAUCAAACUCCUUGUCCUCUCUACUAACAGAUGCUUCAAAGUAUUCAAAUCAAUCCUAUAUUGCGACUACUGUUCCCAACAGUUGGAUCGAUGACUAUAACAGUUGGGGUAAUCCUAGUAAUGACCGGUGCUGUCGGUUGCAUAACAAGAAUGUGUCGGCUUUUUGUAACUCUACGGACGGAGACAUCCCAAACUACAAGUGCUCUAAAGGUGGUGGACCGGCUUAUGGACCGUAUGUUCACUUAGAUUACAGUCAAAACAAUCCACAUUUCAUAAAAGCCUCGUCUUUUAAUACAUACCAUACGGUGCUUAAGAACUCUCAUGACUUCAUAUCUGCCCUCAAAAACGCCAGAAUAUUAGCCGAUAGUAUGACUGAAGCUAUAAAUCGCCAAAACAAAGAGGACGACCAGUAUGUAGAGGUCUACCCCUACUCUAUAUUCUACGUAUUCUACGAGCAAUACCUAACCAUCUGGAGGGACACUGUUGUCAAUUUGGUGAUUGCAUUGUCGGCUAUAUUUGUGGUG
Molecule: messenger RNA, 2613 nt
Organism: Oppiella nova
Lineage: Eukaryota; Metazoa; Arthropoda; Arachnida; Sarcoptiformes; Oppiidae
Source: the annotation of a GenBank genome assembly